Capsella rubella is the source of this 715-nucleotide messenger RNA. RefSeq names its product putative glycine-rich cell wall structural protein 1. Lineage: Eukaryota; Viridiplantae; Streptophyta; Magnoliopsida; Brassicales; Brassicaceae. The transcript has a single exon. The record is from RefSeq and is a predicted model, not a curated record. Bases 63 to 482 code for a protein of 139 amino acids.
UAACUUCAUAACAAAACACCAUUUUGAAGUAAAACAUAUAAGAAAAAUUAGAAGAAAAAAAAAUGAUCAAAGGGCUCUUGUUAGUUUUGUUGUUUUUAAUCACUGCAAAGACUUCGGUUUCUCGUCCGUUCGCAUGGUCGAGGGGUGGUAACAUGCCAGGCCAAAACUACCCAGGCGAAAGUGGAUCAGGCCGUGGCCCCAAUUGGGAUUACAACUGGGGUUGGGGCUCUGCUCCAGGUUCUGGAUGGGGUUACGGGUCGGGUUCGGGUAGAUCACCGACCGGGUGGGGAAGAGGAUCCGGAUACGGGUAUGGGUCCGGAUCUGGAUCAGGUAGCGGGUAUGGAUAUGGUUCUGGAGGUGGUGGAGCACGUGGUGGUGGGUAUGGUUACGGAAGCGGAAAUGGCCGGUCUGGUGGUGGCGGCGGCGGUGGUUCCAACGGUGAAGUUGCCUCCUUAAGCCACAGUAGUAAGAUUCAUCCGUGAGGAUGUUUUGUGGUAAUUUCUCCCAACUAAAAAGGUUUAGGGAGGAGUAUAAUUAAGUGUUUGUAAUAUUAAGAUUAUAAUUAGGUUUUGUACCCUCCUAAAUGUAACUUAUCUCCCUUUGUCUUGUAUGCUUUCUAUAUAAGAUUAUGUGCUCGACGUAUCUUAUACCGUCUUUGCAUGUUCCUAAAGGUGUGAUCGCUUAUAUAUACUAGUAUUUUUGUAUGUCUCCAUAA